AUGACAGAGGAGGCUUUUGUCAACGUUUCAUUUCCAGAUUUGAAGGAACUGGAAAAUAAGCUUGGCCGUAAAAUACCUGAAAGUCUUCUGCUUUGGAUGAGGAACGCCACAGACUCGGACGAUGGUGAGAUAGAGGACCAAAGCUGCCUUUUCAGUGAUUCUUUUGCGAACAAAUUGAGCAACCUUAAACAACAGAUGAGGUGGAUGCGCUCCGCGGACGUGAGGAUUCUACGCCAGCUGGUUGCCGUGCAUGAGGGUAUCGAGUCCAUGCAUUGGCUCAUGACGGAGCGGAGCACCUCGGCCAGUCGUGACAGCAGCCUGGCAGGAAGUAUCAGCAGCCUGGUGGCAGUAGAGGAGCACGCGGACCCGCUAUCUCCAUGCAGGGACAAUCCAAGGUCAACGUAUCCCAAAGAUUUGCCUGAUACCUUUUGUCAAGUACCAUCAAGUCCAUCGCACGCUGACAGUGACCACCCACAUCUACGGAGCUGUGCUGAAAAUCCAAGGCAAGAGUCCAGCCCAUCCACAGACAAUUUAGCUCAGACCGACUUCCAAGUGUCCCAACUCCAGGAUUCAGAAGCUCAGCCUUUACAGGACCUGAAGGAAGAUGCCAAUCCAGUUAAAGAAGUUCAUCUCGGCUCUAACGGCUUUGACCUUAUUGAAGGGUCACAAGAGACAAAGCAACAAACUCACGGCAGCAUAGCAGAGGAGGAGAAGAUGGAGGCGGUUUUGUUUGGGUAUGAUGCUCAGUGGUGCUGGAUAGAGUCACAGGAUGAUGUGACAUUUUUAUGAUCUGUCAAACACACACCUCUAUAAUGUGAAUCUAUUUUUGGGUCUGAUAAAAAAAAAUGCAACCUGUAUUGUCGCAUAUACCGUACUGUAAAUGCAAUCAGAUUUUAAUUUAGCCCUUGUUUUAAAAAGGCAAAUGUUUCGCAAUGAUUGGAAAUUACACUAUUUGAAUUAACAAGAAGCUGUAGCAUCCAUUGACGAAAAAAUAUUGGUUCACUUCUCCUGUCCCACGUAAAUCCAUUUCAAUUUUAAGCAGCGACUCUCAUAUCCUUCUGAACUCCGUGGAUAGAAAACGCAGACCGAUUCAGCCCUCACCGCUCAUAUACAAAUGAUCAACAUCCACAACUCACGCGUGCAAUCUUGACUUUAAUAUUGCUGAGUCAAUAAAUAAUUCCAAAACUG
Molecule: messenger RNA, 1188 nt
Organism: Hippocampus zosterae (dwarf seahorse)
Lineage: Eukaryota; Metazoa; Chordata; Actinopteri; Syngnathiformes; Syngnathidae
Product: leucine rich adaptor protein 1-like
Exons: 3
Coding region: 1-789 (262 amino acids)
Biological process (GO): positive regulation of canonical NF-kappaB signal transduction; positive regulation of cytokine production
Source: RefSeq, a predicted model, not a curated record